GCCCGUACUUUUUCCGGGUUACUGGUGUGGUUAGCAUCAUGGUUUUUGUAUUUGUAUACUCGCAUAACGUGCGUAGCUAAAACAGCUAAAAAAGAUGAGUUCUCAGAAAGGUAAUGUUUCUCGAUCGCGACGCCAGAAGCAUCAAAACACGACUGCCUACAAAAACGACAAGUACGGAGCGACAGUACAAGUAAAGAGAGCAAAUGCAAAGAUCCACGAUGGGCUUUGUCAACACUGUAAGGAUGUUCUUGAGUGGAAAGUUAAGUACAACAAAUACAAGCCGCUGACACAACCCAAAAAAUGUGUCAAAUGCUCUCAAAAGACAGUGAAAGAUGCGUAUCACAUAAUUUGUAAGCCCUGUUCUCUUCAGCUCGAGAUCUGCUGCAAGUGUGGCAAGAAAGAGGACAUUGUUGUUCCGGUAAACUCACAUCUGGACAAGAGUGAGCAGGAAGAAGAUGAACAGAGCAAGAGAGCUCAUAGACGAAGGAAGAAAGACGUGGACGACUUGGACAGUGAUGAUGAUUUUGACGAUGACUUUGGUGACCUUGACGAUGAGGAAGAUGAAGACUUUGACAGUAACUCAGGACCACAGAAGACUCAGAGCAAACCUGCUGAGCUCCCAGAUGUGUCCCUAAUUAAUGUUAAAGAUUAAAGAUAGUGAGAGUUUUUUAUUAAAUUGUAUACAAAAUG
Amphiprion ocellaris (clown anemonefish) is the source of this 690-nucleotide messenger RNA. RefSeq names its product chromosome 6 C9orf85 homolog (gene c6h9orf85). NCBI's taxonomy places the organism in Eukaryota, Metazoa, Chordata, Actinopteri, Pomacentridae. The transcript has 4 exons. Bases 95 to 652 code for a protein of 185 amino acids. The record is from RefSeq and is a predicted model, not a curated record.